This is a messenger RNA of Psammomys obesus (fat sand rat), 759 nucleotides long. It is a transcript of the gene Fcer1a, whose product is annotated as Fc epsilon receptor Ia. The transcript has 5 exons. The record is from RefSeq and is a predicted model, not a curated record. Gene Ontology annotation, biological process: cell surface receptor signaling pathway. Lineage: Eukaryota; Metazoa; Chordata; Mammalia; Rodentia; Muridae. Gene Ontology annotation, molecular function: transmembrane signaling receptor activity.
AUGGCUACUGCCCUUGAAGGAUCUGCUCAGCUGAGGCUAGCACUGCUGCUCAUCUCUCUGGGUGUCAGGCUAACAGCCACUCAGAAAUCUGUGGUGUCCUUGAACCCACCAUGGAUUACAAUAUUUACUGGAGAAAACGUGACUUUUUCUUGCCAAGGAAACAAUUCCUCUCAAACGAAGUCUACUAAAUGGAUCCACAAUGGCAUUAUAUCUAAGGUGACGUCUCCCCGUUUGGUCAUUGCGGGUGCCACCUUUCAAGACAGUGGAAAAUACAUAUGUCAGAUCCAAGGACUUUACAAGAGUAAACCUGUGUACUUGAGAGUGAUGCAAGAGUGGCUGCUCCUUCAGACUUCUGCUGAUGUGGUCUUAGAAAAUAAGUCUUUUGACAUCAGAUGCCAUGGCUGGAAGAACUGGAAUGUCCGCAUGGUGAGCUUCUACAGGAAUGACUUUGCUUUCAAGUACGUUUAUGAGAGCCCCAAAAUCUCCAUUAGAGAUGCCACACUUAAUGACAGUGGCACAUACUACUGCACAGGUCGACUUAGGCGGCUGAAGUACACGUCUGAGAAACUCAGAAUUACUGUAAUAAAAGCUUACAAAAGCAAGUAUCGUUGGCUACAAUUAAUUUUCCCAUUGUUGGUGGUGAUUCUGUUUGCUGUGGACACAGGGUUAUUGUUCUCAACCCAGGAACAGUUUGCAUCAAUCUUGAAGAUUGAGAAGACUAGAAAAGGCAACAAAGUUGGAUCCUAACUCUUAACCUAG